UAUACUCAAUCUUAUAGCUAAUCUAUUAUAUGUGUUAAUCAUAAUAUAAGUUUAUAACUAGUAAAUUGACUUUCUUUGCUCGUAUAUAUGUGCAGUGCUGCGAGCAGGGAGAUGCUGCAUCACCUAUACCGCUAAACUACACGGCUACGCACGCGAAAAAUUAACAAAAAAAGAAAAAAAAUCCAAGCUUUGUUUCCAUCACCAGUCGUCGACGACGCCAUGGUCGCCGCCGACGAGAAGCCGCACGCGGUGUGCCUGCCGUUCCCGGCGCAGGGGCACAUCACGCCGAUGAUGAAGCUGGCCAAGGUCCUCCACUGCAGGGGCUUCCACGUCACCUUCGUCAACACCGAGUACAACCACCGCCGCCUCGUCCGCUCCCGCGGCGCCGGCGCCGUGGCGGGCCUCCCGGGCUUCCGCUUCGCCACCAUCCCCGACGGCCUGCCGCCGUCCGACGCCGACGCCACGCAGGACCCGGCGUCGCUCUGCUACUCCACCAUGACCACCUGCCUCCCCCACUUCACGAGGCUCCUCGAGGAGCUCAACCGCGCCCCUGGGCUUCCUCCCGUGACGUGCGUCGUGGCGGACGCCGCCAUGGGCUUCGCCGUCGACGCCGCCAAGGAGAUCGGCGCGCCGUGCGCGCUGUUCUGGACGGCCAGCGCCUGCGGCUACAUGGGCUACCGCCACUUCCGCUUCUUCUUGGACGAAGGCCUUUCCCCUCUCAAAGAUGAAGAGCAGCUGACGAACGGGUUCCUGGACACGCCGGUGGCGCGGCCGCCGCGCGGGAUGAGCAAGCACAUGCGCUUCCGGGACUUCCCGAGCUUCAUCUGGACGACGGACCGCGGCGAGAUCCUGCUCAACUUCCUGAUGCACGAGGUGGAGCGCGCGGACCGCGCGGCGGCCGUCAUCGUCAACACGUUCGAGGAGCUCGAGCAGCCGGCGCUCGACGCCAUGCGCGCCAUCCUCCCGGCCGUCUACACCAUCGGCCCGCUCGGCAGCCUCGCCGACCAGAUCGUCACCGACGACGCGCCGGCCAGCGCGAUCCGCCCCAGCCUGUGGAGGGAGGACCACGCCUGCCUGGCGUGGCUCGACGGCAGGGAGCCCCACUCGGUGGUGUUCGUCAACUACGGGAGCAUCACGACCAUGUCCAGAGACAAGCUGGCGGAGUUCGCGUGGGGGCUCGCCAGCUGCGGCUACGGCUUCCUGUGGAUCGUCCGGCCGGACCUCGUCAGGGGCGACUCCGCCGUGCUGCCCCGGGAGUUCCUGGAGGCGACGGAAGGGAGGGGCCUCCUGGCGAGCUGGUGCGAGCAGGAGGCCGUGCUGCGCCACCAGGCGGUCGGCGCGUUCCUGACCCACUGCGGCUGGAACUCGACGAUGGAGAGCAUCAGCGCCGGGGUGCCGAUGCUGUGCUGGCCCUUCUUCGCCGAGCAGCAGACCAACUCGCGCUACUCGUGCGCCGAGUGGGGGAUCGGGGUGGAGGUCGGCGGCAGCGUGCGGCGCGAGGCGGUGGCGGCGACGAUCAGGGAGGCCAUGGGAGGGGAGCAGGGGAAGGAGAUGAAGCGGAGGGCGGCGGAGUGGAUGGAGCUAAGCGCACGGUCAACGCGACGUGGCGGAAGGUCGUUGGUCAACCUGGACAAACUCAUCGCGGAAGUCUUGCUCCCCAGUAAAAAACAAGUGUAAAAAAGGCCUACGCGGGCAUGGUUGGUUUGCUUCCGGGGGAAAAAUGUUUACUGUAUUUUACUUAUGGAUUUCUGCUAGAAUAAAUGAGUAAUAAUGCUACUACCUGCUUGGAAGCAGGUGAUUACCGGGAGAUUGGAGUGGAUUAAUUAUGUGGGGUCAUGCUAUCUUCGUAAUCCCCUGUUUAUCUAUUGGAAUUCGAGUCAUGUCUUUAUUAUCAUAGCU
Molecule: messenger RNA, 1899 nt
Organism: Oryza brachyantha (malo sina)
Lineage: Eukaryota; Viridiplantae; Streptophyta; Magnoliopsida; Poales; Poaceae
Product: 7-deoxyloganetin glucosyltransferase-like
Exons: 2
Coding region: 220-1677 (485 amino acids)
Molecular function (GO): UDP-glycosyltransferase activity
Source: RefSeq, a predicted model, not a curated record